Molecule: messenger RNA, 1211 nt
Organism: Penaeus monodon (black tiger shrimp)
Lineage: Eukaryota; Metazoa; Arthropoda; Malacostraca; Decapoda; Penaeidae
Source: RefSeq, a predicted model, not a curated record
CAAUACAUGUGGCAGCUAAUGUGGGAUAUGAUCAGUAAUGUACUGAGAGAAGAGAUAUUAGAUAACACUGUUUGAAAUUCUUUAAGUUAAGUUGUUUUGUCAAAAUGAGUUCUGAGAAUCUGCAUAGAGAUGAAACAGGUGUAGAUGAGAAGGAAGGUAAGAAAGAUACUGUGGCAGAAAUGCAUGUCUUACAGAAUGAAGUGAAUGAAUUAAACUUAAGUCUAAACAAUGUGUACGCUUUUAUGGCAGAACUGUAUCAAAAAUUAUUAUCAGAAACAACUACUUUGAGGAUAGGUUCUCGUUUAGAAUCAGACCCACUCUUUUCCACUCCUGCCAGACACGAGAGAACUGUGCAUCAGUCUAACAUUGCUCAGCCUCCUCAGAACAUUCCACUAGUUACACAAUACAAUACUCUAAGAAGUAAGGAUAUUGAAAAGUUGAGUAUGAAAGAUUUACAUGGAAUUGAGGCUCUUGGUAAUAUUAAGAUUUUUGUAAGACAGGUAAAACAGUUAGGAGGUGAAGAUGAUGUACAUUGUAAACACAUUGCCUUAAAUAGAAUGGAAAGAGAUCUGCGAAUCUUUGUAGAUGGUGAAUUAGAAAGCCUUCCAGAUGGUGGAAAAUUUGGAGACAUAGAAAAGAUUUUAAAUGGUCAGUUUAGUGGGCCUCAAAAUGCAAUGGAAGCCUACAGAGAAUUAUGUAGUAGAAGUUACUCACUGGAUGAAAACCCUAGGGAGUUUGUGAAUAAGUUUCGGGCUAGGUUUAGGAUCAUAGCUAGAGCAUUUCCUCAGGAACUGACACCUAAAGAGGAAGAAAUGUGGAAGGGGGUUAUGAUGGAAGAUUUGCCAGAAGCCAUCAAGUCUAGGUUAAAAUUCUGUGCUUGUAAUGGAAUGGGAGAAGCAUUUUUGACUGAGUUAGAAAUGGAACGUAGGCUCUUGCGUUCACAGGUGAACAAAGUAAAAGUCAAAGAUACAGUCGAACCCAAGGAUAUAGUUGUAAGUUAUCCGUGUGGUUGGUGUCAGAAUGGAAGUAGACAUAUUCGUAGCAAAUGUCCACGGAAACCUGCUGCCAGGAGUUGUUUUGACUGCCUAGCAGAGGGGAAAAGGAAGGGUCAUUCUGGAUGCCCUGGUAAGACUAAUUCAAGGACACCAAAUAAUGGGGACCCAACCAAUGAAUAGCAAUUACUGCAGCAGCUACAAAAUCACGGUGAAAAG